CGGUUCCUUUACUACCAAAAGUAAUAUGGCGGCCUCCAUGGAGUGAAACAAAUAUUUAAGGAUAUACCCCAUAAGUAGCAGUCAUGGCUACUGAAGAUAAACUACAGAAAAAAAUUCUGAAAAGAUUGGAAGAAAUAAAUGAACAAAUGCUGGACAAUGAUGAUUAUGAAAGACGUGUGAAAAAAGCUAGAUUUGGGAAAAGGAAAUUGUCAUCAAAUCAGUGUGAUUCAGACAUUACUGAGGCACAAACGACACAAAGCAGGAGGCAAAAAAAGAAAAAACGGAAAAGUGAACAGAAAAAAUGUUUAGACCAAGUGACUGAAGAAGUUAGCCAAACAAAGACUGUGAAAGGAGAAAAGAAACAUCUUAAGGACUUGAAAAAUUCUCUAGGUUUGUCAAAGUGUGAUAUUAAACCCCAGCUUUGUGAUGAGAAAACUGAGAAAGUGAAAACAAACUCUGCUGUUAAAAAGGGUCCAGAGGUUAUAGUAUAUCAUGCCCCAACCAAAAGGUACCGUUUGGAACAGGUAAGAUCUCAGAGGUCACAGGGAUCUAGUUCUGAACAAAGUUCCAGUACGACUGAGGAUCAACCUGAGUUUGACAUGAAGAAAGCCAGAUUUGAAGUGCAAAAGGUUGGAAUUAAAGGGUUCAGUGGCAGUGAGAAAGAUGACGCCAUGACAUCAUUUCUGGUCAAGUUGGGAGCCAAGCUUCCGAAGAACAAGUUCUAUAACUAUAAAGAAUUCCUAGAGAUGAGGAAACAGGAAAAGCAAUCGGCUAAAGAGAAGAAGGUUGUGGAUCGAGGACUGGGGUACAAGGUGACAAGCUCAAAAAACACAAAGAAAAAGUCUAAAGACAGAAAUGAUGUAGGCGUGUUGGAUGGACAAGUCGGUCGUUACAAGGAUGGCAUACAGUUCAUCAAGAAAACAGAUCUUAAGGGAUUCAAAAGGAAAAAUAAACGAUAAAUACACUUA
Messenger RNA from Pecten maximus, 968 nucleotides. RefSeq lists its product as uncharacterized. The transcript has 7 exons. Bases 84 to 959 code for a protein of 291 amino acids. The record is from RefSeq and is a predicted model, not a curated record. Lineage: Eukaryota; Metazoa; Mollusca; Bivalvia; Pectinida; Pectinidae.